This is a messenger RNA of Alligator mississippiensis (American alligator), 2740 nucleotides long. It is a transcript of the gene SYF2, whose product is annotated as SYF2 pre-mRNA splicing factor. Gene Ontology annotation, cellular component: Prp19 complex; post-mRNA release spliceosomal complex; catalytic step 2 spliceosome. The transcript is spliced from 7 exons. The coding region runs from base 53 to 790 and encodes 245 amino acids. Lineage: Eukaryota; Metazoa; Chordata; Crocodylia; Alligatoridae. The record is from RefSeq and is a predicted model, not a curated record.
GUCACUUCCGGCGUGCGGGAGGAAGCCGGAAGUGGCUGUGUUUGUGUCGAACAUGGCGGCGUUAGCGGAGCCGUGCGCUGGGGUCUCCUCUGGCAGCUCGGACGAGGAGCCGGUCCCCACGGCGGAGGAGGAGCUGGCGGCCCAGAAGAGGGAGGCGAGGCUGAGGAAGUUCCGGGAGCUCCAUAUGAAGAGGAAUGAAGCUCGCAAGCUAAAUCACCAGGAAGUUGUAGAAGAAGACAAGAGACUUAAGUUGCCACCAAACUGGGAAGCAAAAAAGGCUCGAUUGGAAUGGGAACUGAAGGUGGAGGAAAAGAAAAAGGAAUGUGCUGCAAAAGGAGAAGACUAUGAGCAAGUGAAAUUGUUGGAAAUCAGUGCUGAGGAUGCUGAAAGAUGGGAAAGAAAAAAGAAAAGAAAAAAUCCAGAUCUAGGGUUUUCAGAUUAUGCAGCUGCCCAAUUGCGCCAAUAUCAGAGGUUAACCAAGCAGAUUAAACCUGACAUGGAACAAUAUGAAAAGCAAAAGAAAGAUACGGAAGAAUUCUAUCCAACAUCAAACAGUCUUCUUCAUGGAACUCAUGUGCCAUCUAAUGAAGGGGUUGAUAGGAUGGUUGCUGAUCUUGAAAAACAAAUUGUAAAACGUGAAAAAUACAGUCGGCGACGUUCCUAUAAUGAUGAUGCAGAUAUUGACUACAUUAAUGAGAGAAAUGCCAAGUUCAACAAGAAGGCAGAAAGGUUCUAUGGGAAAUACACAGCAGAGAUUAAACAGAACCUGGAGAGAGGAACAGCUGUCUGAACUGUCAGAUCAACAUACUUUGUGUUUCUGUGACUAGGUCAUUCUGCACAGCCUGCUGGGCUUAUACUGAGAUGGCUAAACUGUAUGAUAAAAUGCCAAUAGAAUAACUGUAGACUCUUAAUAGUAACAUUGUCAUUUGUUAAUAUUAAAGUCUAUCGCAAGUUUAUUGUCUAAAAUACAAGCGCUUGAAGGACAGAAAAACUUAACUUUUCAUAGCUUGCCAUUCCUAAGGUAACUAAGUUUUGAGUUUUACUAAGUUAACAAACUUACUUCAUAUUGUUUAGAUUUUGAAGCUACUGUGGCAUUUUAAGAAAAAACUAAGCUUAAUCUGGAUUAUUGAUAAAAGAGAGCACCCUCUGUAUUAGUAAAUGUGAAGGAUCCCUUAAGUUUAGCACAAUUAGAUGUUGCUAAAAUAAUACAGUAUAGCUGACUUUGGUAUUCUUAGUGACAUACUCAUUUCCUUUACUGAUGUAUCACUUAAAAACAUCAGUCUUUGUAGGGCAUAUAACUGUCAUUUUGUGGAAGAGCUAAACAGUUCUGAAUUUAUGGUAACAGAAGUGAAUUGCUGCUCUUUUAUCAGCUUUGUUUUGCUAAGUUACACCUUCUCCAUCUUGCUUAACUGGACUGCAUCAGCCCUGUGCUGUGGAGCAUACUUACCUUCCAACCCCCAUCCAGCUAACAUUUUCUAUACACCUGGUAAUGUAAGAUACUGGAAUUCGAGAUUCCUGACUUUAAAGCCAGAAGAGCUUGUAGUUAACAUGUAGCUUUCUAGACAAACAUGUUGGGAGAAACAAGGCUGAUUCCUACCCCCCUCCCACCUGCUUCAUACCUUAUUAACCUAACCACAAACAGGGAAGGGAGGGGAUGGAAGAAGCCAAGCAGCUUGUGAAAAAGCAACUGUGCCUGAAUCAUAAAAGCAAUACAGCAGACUUUUGUGGGUGGUUCUUGCUGUGGGAUGCAAGGUUACCCGUCUGUUUUUCUCAUUUAUUUCUUGGACCAUCACAGUAUCACUAGAACCCCAAUUUACUGAAGUUAGAUACAUUGUCUUUUAAAAACAAGGAUUGUGACAGGAACAAGUUUUUAAUAAAGGGUGCCAGCCUGGUGAUAUAAUCACAGCACAGACUGUCUUCAGUCAGUUCUGUACGCAUGCAAGAACUAGCCCUAGAGGCACUACCAGGUUUCUGAAUGGGAUAGAUGCAUAUGUCAAUCGGUCUGGUCACAGUAGGUAGUGGACUGACCAUCGUGUUCAUCUAUAUCAGCAUUGCUCAACCUGGGGGCUCAUGACCCAGAAGUGGAGCACAGGAACAUGAGAGGGCUGCAAAACGAACUGGUACAAAAAAAUAAAAGUUGACAACCAGACCUAGUUUUUUUGAUUAUUUUCCAUGCGCAGUACAGAAGAGAACAGCACACUGUAUUGUGGAUGCAGAAAUUAACAGGAUUCUCCCUUCAGCAGGGACCUGCUUACCUCCAGCUUCCAUGACGCAAGAGCUAGACACAAAAAUCAAGAACCUCACCUAUUCUGCAGUGUUAGUCAUUAAAGCAAACAAACCUUCUUUGGGCAAGCUUCCCCUAACCUUUGAGAGAGCAGCUUUAAAGAAACAUGAAGCCUGGCUCCCUCACUAGAAUACUUCAUUGAAGUUCUUAGGAUUGUUUCCCCCUAUCCCUGCCUUCCCCCACCCUUCAUCACAGUAACAUUAUGCUGUAUUGAAGUAGCUUUGUUAUUUUACUAUAUACCAAAAUCAAACAGUGGAAGCCUGGAGUGUACUGAAGCAAAUAAUUUAAUAAACUGAUUUUUUACACUUGGGGCAUUGAGCAUUAAAGAAACAUGUGCAGUGGAACCAUGUAAGUUAAUCUAAAAUAGAUAAGAAAUGCUUCCUUAUGCAACUAUGUAUGUCAUUACUGUUUUUACAAGGAAUACAUCCUCUGGAAUUAAAUAGUCUUUACAUUUCA